UCCCCUCCUUGGGCCCACUCUGGCUCCUUUUGCUGCGGAAAUGACCGGUGAGUUCGCCUCUCAGCUUACACGCUGUGCGCCCAAGCGGUUUGCCACUUGUGCCUCUCUGAACUCUAUCUUCCAAGUCCAGGACCUCAGCCAUUCCCUCACAGUGCUUGCAGCUGAGGCCGGUCGCCUCUCCAAGAACAUCAUAAGCCAUGGCUUCGCUCUGUCCGACUUUGGGGACAUGAACGACGUCAAGAAGGUCCUUCAAGACCUUACUGCGGAGAGGCUGAUCUACCAGGAGGCCGCCGAGCGCCAGGAGGCUGCGGCCAAGGCUAAGGAAGAGAGGGCCAAGGCCAGGGAGGAGGAGGCUAUCCGGAGGGAGGCUCAGGCGGAGGACAUGAUCCAGGCCGAGGCCCAGCGGAGAGGCAGGAUGGAGGCCCAUCAUCAGGAGGAGCUGAGGGGCUCGGCGGGGGCUGCCGAGAAGUGCUUUUUUGGUAUCCUCACUGUUCAUCUGGAAUGA
Cannabis sativa is the source of this 505-nucleotide messenger RNA. RefSeq lists its product as uncharacterized. The record is from RefSeq and is a predicted model, not a curated record. The transcript is spliced from 3 exons. Lineage: Eukaryota; Viridiplantae; Streptophyta; Magnoliopsida; Rosales; Cannabaceae. The coding region runs from base 41 to 505 and encodes 154 amino acids.